Messenger RNA from Plasmodium adleri (nom. inval.), 1152 nucleotides. Its product is annotated as ubiquitin domain-containing protein DSK2, putative. Gene Ontology annotation, molecular function: polyubiquitin modification-dependent protein binding. The record is from RefSeq and is a predicted model, not a curated record. Gene Ontology annotation, biological process: ubiquitin-dependent protein catabolic process. Gene Ontology annotation, cellular component: cytosol. The transcript is spliced from 4 exons. NCBI's taxonomy places the organism in Eukaryota, Apicomplexa, Aconoidasida, Haemosporida, Plasmodiidae. Bases 1 to 1152 code for a protein of 383 amino acids.
AUGGCAAUAAAUGUAUCUUUCAAAGUUACGGGGGGUAAAGAAUUUACUGUAGCCAUUGAACCAGAUAUUACAGUAUUGGAUUUAAAAAAAAUCUGCGCUGAACAUGUAGAUAUACCUGUUGAAGCACAAAGGAUAAUUUUUAAAGGCAAAAUAUUGAAGGAUAAAGAAUCUUUGACAGUAUAUGGUGUAGCUGAUGGAAAUACUAUGCAUUUAGUUAGAAGUGCUAUGGCAACGAAAGAUGUAGCACAAGAAGAAAAAGAAAGCAACAAGAAUGAAAAUGUAAACAAUAAUGAUCAAAGCAGACCAUCUAAUGAAAAUAACAAUGAAAUGGGAGACAAUCCAUUAGUACAAAUGUUAAUGCAAAGCGGCGCUGGAGAUAUGGGAAAUUUUAACUCUGGUUUGGGAGGUGCAGAUAAUUUUAACCUAGGAAAUUUUGCAAACAUGUUAAAUGCCAAUGGAGCAGGAGAUUUUAAUCGCGAUACAAUCAGCUCUUUGUUGAAUAACCCACUUGCUAGAUCCGUUUUAAAUGAAUUAAGUAACAACCCUGAAAUGUUAACAAAUUUAGUAUCUAAUAAUCCAAUAUUAAGAAAUACAUUUUCUCAAAGUCCACUUAUGCAACCAGUUUUAGAAAACCCUAAUUUAUUAAGAGAAUUUAUGAGACCAGAAAUAUUACAGGCUGGGUUACAAAUAGAAAAUGCUCUUAACAUGAACAAUAAUAAUAAUAACAAUAGUAACAGACCAGGAAGUGGAUUUCGAAUGGAAGAUAUAUUAAAUAAUUUAAAUAACUUAAAUAAUUUAUCAAACACUAAUAAUACGACCGAUAAUAAUAAUAACAAUAAUAAUAAUGCUAAUCCAGGUAAUAACUUGAAUUCAUUUCUCCAAUCACCAGAAUUAUUACAAGCAUUUCAACAAGUUAUGAGAUCUAAUAGAAAUUUAGGAAAUUUCAAUUUUCCAAAUGCUAAUAUGAAUCUAGAUUUUAAUACUACAAAUGUAACAGAUAAUCGUCCACCUGAAGAAAGAUACGCAUCCCAAUUGUCAAGUUUACAAGAAAUGGGAUUUCUUGAUAAUGCUGCAAAUAUUCAAGCAUUACAAGAAACAGGUGGAGAUGUAAAUUCAGCUGUAACACGUUUAUUAGAAAGAGGUUUUAAUUAA